This is a messenger RNA of Melospiza melodia melodia, 642 nucleotides long. It is a transcript of the gene ANAPC15, whose product is annotated as anaphase promoting complex subunit 15. The record is from RefSeq and is a predicted model, not a curated record. NCBI's taxonomy places the organism in Eukaryota, Metazoa, Chordata, Aves, Passeriformes, Passerellidae. Gene Ontology annotation, cellular component: anaphase-promoting complex. Bases 71 to 436 code for a protein of 121 amino acids. The transcript has 4 exons. Gene Ontology annotation, biological process: regulation of mitotic cell cycle spindle assembly checkpoint.
GAUUCCGGGUCGGCCUCCGCUUCCGGCAGGGCGGCUGGCGCCGGCCAGGCGCUGCUCCCGGUGCCCCGCCAUGUCCACGCUGUUCCCCUCACUCCUGCCCCGCCUCACCGAGUCCCUCUGGUUCAACCUCGACCGGCCGUGCGUUGACGAGACCGAGCUGCAGCAGCAGGAGCAGCAGCACCAGGCCUGGCUCCAGAGCAUUGCUGAGAAGGACAACAACUUGGUGCCCAUAGGAAAGCCAGCGUCCGAGCACUAUGAUGAGGAGGAGGAGGAGGAUGAUGAAGAUGAUGAAGACAGCGAAGAGGACUCAGAAGAUGAUGAGGACAUGCAGGAUAUGGAUGAGAUGAAUGAUUAUAAUGAGUCUCCUGAUGAUGGGGAGAUCAAUGAGGUGGACAUGGAGGGCACAGAGCAGGAUCAGGACCAGUGGAUGAUCUGAUUCUGCCACAACCACACCAGACCAGAGGCUGGGGGAGAGCCUUUGCCCCCACGGCUCUGGGGGACAGUUCAGUGAAGCUCCUCCUGCCAUGGCUGCUGUGUGGGGCAGGAGAUUCGGAGCGAAGCCCUCCAGGGGAGGGGACACUGCCACCUGGCAUAUUGGAACUCACACAUCUUUUCUAAUAAACUCAGUUUUCAAGAAAACAA